CACAAGCCCUUCUGCGACAACAAAGCAGCACUGAUUGGCUGCCUAUAGAUUUGGGGGUGGAGAGAGGAGAAUUUAAUACACAGAAUCUGGUUCAACUUCAGACUACGUGUCACAGCCCUGACACAGUUAUGGAGUUGAAAACAAUUCUCCAGAUAUUUGUUGCAACCCUGCUCUGUGGGCUAUGUGCUGCUGGGCCUGCAGGGAAAGAGUUUGCACUAUCCUUUAUGCAGAAUUACAUACCAGGGAAUAAAGGAGGUCCAGCACAGUUCAUCGUAGAGGUCUCUAGCCCCCCAAGUUCUCUCAUAAGCACAAAGGUGAAGGUAAUUGCCCUGGGAAAAGUCUGGGAGACAACUCUUCAGCCAGGAAUUGGCAAGUCUAUCCAGCUUCCUGCUGGGGUAGAGAUGACUGGAAGCACAAGAAACAAACAGACUGUCCAGGUAGAAGCCAAUCAGGACAUUCUGGUGUUGUCACUAAACUCUAAGCCUUUCUCAGCUGACACUUCAGUGAUCUACCCUGUCCAAGACUGGGGGACGGAGUAUUUCAUCUAUACUCCACAAAUGGGUCCACCUGAUCAAUAUAAAGAGUUUGCCAUUACCAAUCAUGGCAUACUAAAUACUGUGGAGAUUCAGUUAAAUGGUAUGGUGUCAUUUGAAGGGCAGGAAUACCCACAAGGUAGCAAACUUGUCAUUGAUUUGGAGCCAUUUGAAAGUGUGCUAAUCCAAAGUAAGGAAGAUUUGACUGGCUCCAAAGUAUCUGCCAAGCAACCAGUGGCAGUCUUCACAGGACACAGCUGUACGUGGUAUUUUACAGAGUGUAAUCAUGUGUAUGAACAACUGCUUCCUGUAAGUAGCUGGGGAAAGGAGUUUAUAGUUGCAACUCUUGCAUACACAAAACCCUCAGACAGGUUCGAUUCAGUAAUCAUUCAGGCCUCAGAGAACACUGAAAUCCAAAUCACUACUCAAGAUGGUGUAGCUUCACCAAAACAAAUGGUGGCUGGAGAAACGCUCUACAUCAAUCUUCCAUAUCCAAACUCUCUGCAUUUUAUCACUGAUAAAGGUGUUCAAGUGCUAUAUGAAUUCAAUGGUGGAAUCAAUCAAAAUGGAGAAACAAAUGACCCCUUCCUCAUUACAGUCUUGUCGAAAGACCGCUUUAGUACCUCAUAUGCAAUGGCGAGUCAAGCUGGCUUUACCAACGAAGCUAUCAUUAUAGCUCAGACCAAAGACUUGGGAAAACUAACACUAGAUCAAAAUCCAUUCCCGAAUGACCUUCAGUGGACUCAAGCAGGGGAAAGUGAAUACUCAUGGACACAGAUCAUUUACACUGAAGGCACAGGCUUCCAUCAAGUCUCACAUCCAGACUCACCUUUCGCUCUCUACAGCUUUGGUGCAUCAAAAGACAAUGGAUAUGGGUCUCCUGCCCCUGGUAAUCCUCCAGCUACAGUUGGUGUCUGCUGGGUUAUGGGAGAUCCACAUUACCGUACAUUUGAUAGCAGUUACUACAACUUCAUGGGCAACUGUACCUAUAUCAUGGCCAAGAACUGCCAUGUGGACAGUUUUCACCCAGCUUUUGAAGUCCAAACUGAGAAUGAACGGCUUGGCAGUACAAAAACCACCACUGUUAGCAAAAUCAUUGUCAAUGUCUAUGGUAUAAACAUCACAAUUGUACGCCACGAGACUGGGAUUGUACGAAUUAGUGAUUCACUCUGGUACCUUCCAAUCUCCUUGGACAAUGGCAGAGUAACUCUUCAACAAAGUGGUCUGUCAGUUAUUAUGAAGACAAACUUUGGAUUGUCAGUGCAGUAUGAUUGGGAUCAGUAUUUAGUGGUGAAUAUACCAGGGAGCUUCAUUGGAAGAAUGUGUGGCAUGUGUGGAAACUUCAAUGGAAGGAAAGAGGAUGACCUCACCACUCCUACUGGCAGUGUAGCAAGCAGUAUUCCACAACUGGGAAUGAGCUGGAGAGUACCAGGUUUACCAGGAGAUGCCUACUGCAGUGAUGAUUGUGUGGGCCAGUGUGAGAGCUGUCAGGGAGAAUCAUGGUUUGAACGUUUGGCCGCAAAGGCCUUCUGUCACUUGGCCACCCUUCUCACUGACGGUCCAUUCCAAGAUUGCAACUCUGUCAUUGAUCCCAAGAUUUUCUAUGAAAAUUGCCUUUUCGACUACUGUAUGGGAAAAGGAUACAAAAACUUCCUAUGUAAGACAGCAGAAAUUUAUACAGAUGCUUGUCAGCGAGCUGGCAUUCGUGUGCAUGACUGGAGAUACAUCAUUGGCUGUUCUACCCCUAAAUGCCCAGCAAACAGUCACUUUGAGUCCUGUGCCUGUCCUGCUACCUGUGAGAAUCCCACUCCUUCUGCUGAAUGUAAAGCCAACUGUGUAGAGGCUUGCACUUGUGAUGAUGGAUACUUGUGGAGUGGAAACAAGUGUGUCCCUAAGAAUCAGUGUGGCUGUAUGUUCAAAAGUGGAGGUGAUAAGCGUUACUUACAGGCUGGAGAAUCCAUCUGGGCUGAUGACAACUGCAGCAAAAACUGUACCUGCAACCCAACAAACAGUGAAGUUGUAUGUGAAAACAGCGGUUGCUCAGCUGGAACAGAAUGCAGUGUAGUCAAUGAGAUCAGAGGCUGCCAUCCAGUGCAUCAUGCCACCUGUAAUAUCUAUGGAGAUCCUCACUACAACACAUUUGACAACAGCACCUAUGCCUUCCAGGGCACAUGUACUUACACUGCUGCUCAGGGCUGCCACCUUGAGGGAACACAACUCACUCCGUUUGCAGUUAUAGUUGAGAAUGCAAAAUGGAAUGAGAUCCAAUUAAGUCCAAAUGUCUCUAUGGCCAAUAUGGUGAUUGUGCAAGUGUACGGCAUGACUUUAGUGCUGCAAAGGAAUCAACUAUAUCAGAUAAUGGUUAAUGGAUUAUGGAUCAACAUUCCCGCAAGUCUUGAUGAUGGAAAAGUGAGGGUCCAGCGAGAAGGCAAUCAAAACGUAAUAUUAACAAACUUUGGCCUGAGAGUCACUUUCAAUAUGAUUUAUCAUGUCACCAUUACAGUCCCAAGCAGCUAUGCAGGAAGGACCUGUGGCUUGUGUGGAAACUUUAAUGGUAAUAAGAAUGACGAGUUCCUGUUGCCAAAUGGCAAGGAAACCAAAGAACUGAAAACAUUUGUAGCUGCAUGGAAAGUACUUGCUCCUGGUGUUGUGUGUGAUGAUGGCUGCAGUGGUGAUUUCUGUCCAAAGUGCCCUGAAGAUAAGAAAAUUGUAUUUGAAAAGGACUGUAGUAUUAUUACCAACCCUGAAGGCCCAUUUGCUGCCUGCCACAGUGUAAUUACCCCUGAUUCCUACUUCCAAGAUUGUGCCUAUGAUGUCUGCAUGGGUGAAGGAAAUCAGAAUAUGCUCUGCCAUGACAUUGCUGCAUACAUGACUGCCUGUCAGGAUGCAGGCGUUAUUGUUCAAAAUUGGAGAACACCAACAUUUUGUCCCUUAUCAUGUCCUGCCAACAGUGCCUAUGAAAUCUGUGCAAAGUCAUGUGAUGUACCUUGUCCUGGCCUUACUGAAGUUAUGAAUUGUAAUAUUCAGACCUGUGCUGAAGGCUGCAUGUGUAAACCUGGAUUCUUUAACAAUGGGACUGGCUGCGUGACAGCAGACCAGUGUGCCUGCUAUGAGAAUGGACUAACCUAUAAGAUUAAUGAGACUGUCAUCACAGAAUCUUGCCAAGAAAGUUUGACCUGUCUUUCCUCUGGAAAAGUAAGCCAUGAAACCAUCGAAUGCAGUUCUAUUGAAGUCUGCGAGAUAAAGAAUGGGGUUCGUGGCUGCUAUCCAAAACCUAAUGCUUCACCAGGUAUCUGUUGGGUCAUGGGAGAUCCACACUACCGUACUUUUGAUGGCGAAUACUACAAUUUCAUGGGCAACUGUACUUACAUCAUGGCCAAAAACUGCCAUGUGGACAAUGAUCAUCCAGCACUUGAAGUCCAAGCCAUGAAUAAACGUACUGGAAGCUCAAAAGCCAUCAGUGUCAGUGGUGUCAUCAUUCAAGUCUAUGGUCAAACCAUCACCAUUUUGCAACACGAGAAUGGGUUUGUCAGAAUUAGUGAUUCACUUUGGUACCUUCCAAUCUCCUUGGACAAUGGCAGAGUAACUCUUCAGCAAAGUGGUCUGUCGGUUGUUAUGAAGACAGACUUUGGAUUGUCAGUGCAGUAUGAUUGGGAUCAAUAUUUGUUGGUGAAUAUACCAGUUAGCUUUAUGGGAAGAAUGUGUGGCAUGUGUGGGAACUUCAAUGGAAUGAAGGGCGAUGACCUCACCACUCCUACUGGCAGUGUAGCAAGCAGUAUUCCACAAUUGGGAAAGAGCUGGAGAGUACCAGGUGUUGUGGGUUGUACAGAUGAUUGUGUGGGCCAAUGUGAGAGCUGUCAGGGAGAAUCUUGGUUUGAACGUCUAGAAGCCAAGGCCUUCUGUCACUUGGCCACCCUUCUAACUGAUGGUCCAUUACGCGAUUGCAACUCUCUCAUUGACCCCAAGGUUUUCUAUGAAAAUUGUCUUCUGGACUACUGCAUGGGAAAAGGAUUUAAGAAUUUCCUAUGUAAAACUGCAGAAAUUUAUACAGAUGCUUGUCAGCGAGCUGGCAUUCAUGUGCAUGACUGGAGACACAUCAUUGGCUGUCCUACCCCUAAAUGCCCAGCAAACAGUCACUUUGAGUCCUGUGCCUGUCCUGCUACCUGUGAGAAUCCCACUCCUUCUGCUGAAUGUAAAGCAAACUGUGUAGAGGCUUGCACUUGUGAUGAUGGAUACUUGUGGAGUGGAAACAAGUGUGUCCCUAAGAGUCAGUGUGGCUGUGUAUACAAAAGUGGAGGUGAGGAACGUUACUUACAGGCUGGAGAAUCCAUCUGGGCUGAUAACAGUUGCAGCAAAAACUGUACCUGCAACCCGACAAAUGGUGAAAUUAUGUGUGAAAAUGCAAAUUGCCCAGUUGGAACAGCAUGCAAUAUUAGUAAUGGGAUCAGAGCCUGCCAACCACUCUCUCAUGCCAUCUGUAAUAUCUAUGGAGAUCCUCAUUACAACACGUUUGACAACAGCACCUACGACUUCCAGGGCACUUGUACUUACACUGCUGCUCAGGGCUGCCACCUGGAGGGAACACAACUCACUCCGUUUGCAGUUAUAGUAGAGAAUGAGAAAUGGAAUGAAAUCCAAUCAAGUCCAAAUGUGUCUAUGGCCAAGGUGGUCGCAGUGGAGGUGUAUGGCAUGAUAUUAGUGCUGAGAAGAAAUCAGCUCCAUCAGAUAAUGGUUAAUGGUGUCUUAACUAAUAUCCCUGUAAAUCUCAAUGAAGGCGAAGUGAUAGUCCAGCAGGAGGGCUACAACAAUGUAAUCAGUACAAACUUUGGUCUAAGAGUGGCCUAUGAUAUGAUUUACCACGUUACUGUCACAGUCCCCAGCACCUACCUUGGAAAGACCUGUGGCAUGUGUGGAAACUAUAAUGGUAAUAAGAAUGAUGACUUCCUGCUGCCAGAUGGGAAAGAAACCAAAGAACUGAAAACAUUUGGAGCGGCUUGGAAAGUGGCUGUGCCUGGUGUUGUGUGUGAUGAUGGCUGCAGUGGUGAUUUCUGUCCAAAGUGCUCUGAAGAUAAGAAACUUAUAUUUGAAAAGGACUGUAGUAUUAUUACCAACCCUGACGGUCCAUUUGCUGCCUGUCACAGUGUAAUUAACCCUGAUUCCUACUUCCAAGAUUGUGUUUAUGAUGUGUGCACAACUGAAGGAGAUCAACAUAUGCUGUGUCAUAGUAUCGCUGCGUACAUGACUGCCUGUCAUGACUUUGAAGUUCAUGUUAACAACUGGAGAACACCAACAUUUUGCCCUCUGAAAUGCCCUGAAAACAGUGCCUAUGAAAUCUGUGCAACGGCAUGCGACACACCUUGUCCUGGCCUCACUGACGUCAUCAAAUGUAAUAUUCAGACCUGUGUCGAAGGCUGUAGGUGUAAACCUGGAUUCUUCAAUAAUGGGACGGGUUGUGUUAAAGAGGAUCAGUGUAGCUGUUAUGAGAAUGGAAAAACCUUCAAGAUCGGAGAGGUUGUUGUCACAGACGAUUGUCAGGAAAAACUGAUCUGUCAAAAAUCUGGUAUAGUGAAACAAGAAAGCAUGAAAUGUAACGCUGAUGAAGUAUGCCAGGCAGAGAGUGGUGUUCGUGGAUGCUACCCAAAACAGUGCAUGUUGGAGGCUGCAGGCUCCUUCACUCUUUUCAAUGGAACAACUUGGAACAUCCCAUCUAUGGGAGCUUUCGAAUUAGUGAAAGUAUGUGACGAUACUGUUAUAGGUAUUUGGUUCCGUGUGGUGGCAGUGUUGCAAGAGAAAACUGGGGUCCUCUCUACUUCAGCUGUUCACAUCUUCUUUGAAAAUGCUAUUGUCACAGUUACCAGCCAAAAUGAUAUUUGGUUCAAUGGUAGAAAGAUGACUCUGCCUACUAUGGAAGACAAUAAUGUAAUUGUUAAGGUGAUUGAUCAGACAGUGAUCGUUGAGAAGACAUCUGCCCUUAGACUGUCCUACAGUCUAUCACAGGAGGUCAUAAUCACAGUGAACAAAGGAAUUGCUGAUCAAGUUUGUGGUGCAUGUGGAAAAUUAACCGGCUCUAUUUCUGGUGAAAGUAUAAUGUUCUACAUGGAUCAGUACAGAGCUCCUGAUUUUCCCACUUGCACCUUGUGAUGGGUAAAGAACUACUUUUUAAUUCUGGUGGCUGAGCAUCAACCAAGCAAAACUGUUGGAUAAUAUACUACAUGAUUUCUUAUAUGAUUCUCUGAGAUUAUAAAUUAAAUAUAAUAUUCUCUGAAAUUAUAAAUUAAAUAAUAAAUAAAUAUAGCAUUUGCAAUAUGACAUGCUUUUCUUGUUCUUUUUCUUAAAUAUUAAUAAAUAUGAAUCUAUCUAUCUAUCUAUCUAUCAA
Messenger RNA from Ictalurus punctatus (channel catfish), 6909 nucleotides. RefSeq names its product IgGFc-binding protein. The record is from RefSeq and is a predicted model, not a curated record. The transcript has 17 exons. NCBI's taxonomy places the organism in Eukaryota, Metazoa, Chordata, Actinopteri, Siluriformes, Ictaluridae. Bases 129 to 6674 code for a protein of 2181 amino acids.